GAAGGCGGAACUUUCUACCCGGAAGUGUCUCGGCUGCUUGCGGGGUUGUCUAUAGGAAAAGCCAUGUGAGAGCUGACUACCAGUGAAAACGUUUACUAACAGCAAUUAAUGUCUAAGUAAGCACGAGGAAGCGAAGUCAAUAAUAUACUGAAGAUGACAGCACAGGAGGUGCGGCUGUGUGGUCUCCUCCUGAGAGAGCACUUUGGUGAAGUGGUGGAGAGAGUUGGAGUUCACCUGCUGCGCAGUGGCGCUCUCAGUCUGCGGGCUCUGGCUCAUGAAACCAGCACAUCCCUGGACCUGGUGAAGAAGUGUCUGUGUGUUCUGGUGCAGCAUGGUAUGUGUAAGUUUGGUCCAGGCCGUCGGGGUCCUGCUGGUCCUGUUGAGUACCAGAUUAACUGUGAGCGCAUUCUGUACAUGCUCCGCUACCCGCGCUACAUCUACACGGCUAAGAGUCUGUACGGAGACACGGGAGAGCUGGUUAUAGAGGAGGUACUGCAGAGGGGUCAGAUGACCAUGAGCAGUGUGGUCAGGACUGUAGCAGACAGACUGACACAGAAUAUGGAGGAUGGCCAGAGUAUGGACUACAGCGAGGUGAUGAAUGCAUUCUCCCGUUUGGUGGAGACUCAUUUCCUUCAGCGCUGCCCUCCAGUGGAUAGUUUGGGAGCAACAGUCUUAAGAACAUCAUGCCCAGGAACUUCUGACUCUCCUGCUAAUGCAACACCUCAGCCUGCUCAACCAGAGAGCAACCCAGACUGUUAUAAAGUUCCCCAGAUCCACCUCACUGGUCGGGGUAAACGCAGGCGAUCAAGUGGAGAUGCUGAAACAAAUGAUAGCGGAGCAAAGAGAGCCAAAUUGGAAAAGACAGAGCAGUGUGGCGAUGAGGGAAUUUAUUGGCAGGUGAAUUUUGAGCGGUUUCACUUGCAUUUCCGACAUCAGGCCAUCAUCGGAGCUGUAGCUUCCAAACUGGACCAGACCAGCAGUGAGAUUGUCAGGACCAUGCUGAGAAUGAGUGAAGUGACAACACCAGCUACUGCUGCCUACACACAAGCCGUUUCAGCUAAUGAGAUCUUCCGAGCGCUCCCUCCCAGUUACAACAUCGGCAGACCCAUACUGGACCAGUACCUGACUCUACUGGUGGAUGAUCCGAUGGAGUUUGUGGGUAAGACAGGUGACAGUGGAGGAGGAAUGUACGUUGUCAAUCUGCACCGAGCGUUGGCUAACCUGGCCAGAGCUACACUGGAGUCUGUAGUCCAGGAGCGAUUCGGUUCACGGUCAGCCCGGAUUUUCCGCCUGUUGUUACGGAAGAAGCACUUGGAGCAGAAACAGGUGGAGGAUUUUGCCAUGAUUCCAGCAAAGGAGGCUAAAGACAUGCUGUACACUUUGCUGUCUGAGAACCUGGUUCAGCUACAGGAAAUCCCAAAGACCCCAGACUAUGCCCCUUCCCGUACCUUUUACCUCUACACUGUUAAUCAGUUGCCCACUGCCAGACUCCUGCUGCAGAACUGCUACAAGGCAGUGGGUAACCUGAUAGAGAGGAGACUGUUUGAGACCAAAGAAAACAAACGGCAUUUGGAGAAGUCACAGCGUAUAGAAGCAAUCCUGGCAUCCCUGCAGGCCAGCGGGGCUGAGACAGCUCAGCUGGCUGAGGUGGAAGAGAUGAUCACUGCACCCGAGAGACAGCAGCUAGAGGCUCUCCGCCAUCAUAUCAACAAGUUGGAUUCGAGCGAGAACCAGGUGGAUGAGACGAUAUUCCUUCUAGAGGCUUAUGUUAACUCAGCUGCAUCCUCACGCUGACACAGUAGUGGAUGUUUGGUUAAUUAGAUCUAGUUCCUGAAGUUGGGUUUGUGUUUGUGUCUGUGCAUGUAUGCAUGAGGGGAGUCACAAAUAUGUAAAAUUGGCUUUGCUUUGUAUUUUUGCUGCAUUUACUCAAAUUUGUGUAGGUGAUUAUUUAAGUUAUGAGGAAGGACGAAUAGUAUGUAACUUCUGUCAUGCUGGUUUGUGAUACCUGUCAUAUACAUGUUUUACCUAGAGAACUGAUUAUUUUAUUACAGACAUGGACACAAACAGAAUAUGAACAUAAUAAUAAUAAUAAUGAUAAUGAUAAUGAUAAUAAAUGUACUUGAUUUCA
Pangasianodon hypophthalmus (striped catfish) is the source of this 2128-nucleotide messenger RNA. It is a transcript of the gene polr3c, whose product is annotated as polymerase (RNA) III (DNA directed) polypeptide C. Gene Ontology annotation, biological process: DNA-templated transcription. Lineage: Eukaryota; Metazoa; Chordata; Actinopteri; Siluriformes; Pangasiidae. Bases 154 to 1794 code for a protein of 546 amino acids. Gene Ontology annotation, molecular function: single-stranded DNA binding. Gene Ontology annotation, cellular component: RNA polymerase III complex. The transcript is spliced from 15 exons. The record is from RefSeq and is a predicted model, not a curated record.